AUGUCAACAUCGUCAACCAAAGGAAUUCUCGGAAAAAGGUCUUAUUCUGAAAAUGUUACUACCGGGGAUAAUGCCCCAGGCCAAAUGCAUCCUCGCAAUAGAUAUAGGAACAACCCUCCGGACUUUGCUGUUCUCGCGUUCAAAUACUCCUCCUUUUACCCUUUUGUACAUUAUACUAAAGAAGGAAAGCCGUACAUUGAUUUCAAAAAUCCUGAAGCUGUUAGGGAACUUACUUACUGCCUUCUACGUAAUGAUUUUAAUCUCACGUUAAACAUUCCAUUAGACACGUUAUGCCCACCGGAUUUGAUAUCAUCUGAAACUAGACAAGAUCGUUCUGUGUAUGCAAUAGAUAUUGGUACUGGUGCUUCGUGUAUCUAUCCUUUAUUGGGCUGCACGCUGAAUAAGAACUGGAUGUUUUUGGCAACUGAUAUUGACGAAAGAUCCAUAGAGUAUGCUGAAACAAACGUGUUAAGAAACAAUUUAGAUCACAGAAUUACCGUGAUUAAUAACAAAACAGACAAGAAAAUUAUGUUGUCCGAUGAAGUUUUAUCCAAUAAUUCUAUCAAGUUUGCUUUCUGCAUGUGUAAUCCUCCUUUUUACGAAAGUCAAGAACAAUAUGAAAAAGGUGUUGAGAUGAAGCAUUCACCUUCUCUAUCGGUAUGUACCGGUGCAUCUCAUGAGAAAAUCACCGUUGGUGGAGAAUUCCAAUUUAUUAAAGAUAUUCUGGAAGAAAGUUUGGUUUUACGUAAUAAAAUUCGUUGGUAUACCUCUAAAAUUGGACGGUUGGAAACGGUUAAUAGAAUUGUUCGUGAAUUAAAAAAAACUGGAAUCGACAAUUACGUAGUCACCGAAUUUUGUCAAGGGCAAACACGAAGAUGGGGUAUCGGGUGGUCGUUCGGAACCCAGCGACCAUCUACGAGUAUUUCACAACCAUCUUCUAAAAAGCUUCGUAAAACUGCGCCUCCUAAAACUGAAUUCUGUGUUGUUUUACCAACAAGUUCAGAUAAUAUCAAAAAGUUUCUCAAACAGCUAUUCGAUCAAUUGGAAGUUGUAGUACAAUGGAAUGAAGAUUCUUACACGUUUUCUGGUAGUGCAAACAUCAAUACUUGGUCGCGUGCUGCUCGACGACAAAGAAUGAUGAAAACAGAUUGUCAAACGGAGUCAUCUACCACUGUCACUACGUCGACUGAUGAAUCUUUAUUUGAGUUUACUUGUAAUUUUGAGCCAUGGAAUACUAGUAUUAAUACUACUAAGGUUACAAUUUCAUGGACAAAUGGCAAAGAUCGGAGUAUUUUUGAAUCAUUUUAUGUUCAUGUCAAGAAAAAAUUGGAGCAGGAAUUUUCCGCUGACGAAUAA
This is a messenger RNA of Dentiscutata erythropus, 1356 nucleotides long. The record is from the annotation of a GenBank genome assembly. Lineage: Eukaryota; Fungi; Glomeromycota; Glomeromycetes; Diversisporales; Gigasporaceae.